This is a messenger RNA of Bombyx mori (domestic silkworm), 2699 nucleotides long. RefSeq names its product lysophospholipid acyltransferase 7 (gene frj). Bases 288 to 1733 code for a protein of 481 amino acids. The record is from RefSeq and is a predicted model, not a curated record. Gene Ontology annotation, biological process: phosphatidylinositol biosynthetic process; lipid modification. Gene Ontology annotation, molecular function: lysophospholipid acyltransferase activity. NCBI's taxonomy places the organism in Eukaryota, Metazoa, Arthropoda, Insecta, Lepidoptera, Bombycidae. The transcript has 7 exons. Gene Ontology annotation, cellular component: mitochondria-associated endoplasmic reticulum membrane contact site; membrane.
CUGGCUAAUGCACAAACCGUGCGAGCUACAUUAAAAAAAAACACAUAAUAUUUGACUUGACUGAUGCUGCUAAAUCACAAAUAAUUAAAUAAAUUUAAUGUAAUAUUAUUUCUGAAUUGUGGUUUAAUGCAUCACCACCAAACUAGUGUUUUUUUACUUUCUAGGCGCUCUGUUUCGAUAUUGUUAAAGGUUUCAAAAUAAUAAAUUAAUCUCACCUUCAGCAAUCUAGAUAUUUACUUGCUAUCGGACCGUGCUAUUCUCUGAUCUUCCAAUAAAUUUAAAUAACAAUGAUUGGAUUCAUAACAAAAAACAUUAAUGAUAUUAUAUACCUAUCCCUUCUGUUAUCCAGUGUUGUAGUCGGACCUUAUUAUAGAAGUAUAUCUACAAUCCUAUUAAAGAAAUGGACAGGUACAUUAUUAGGGCUAAUUCUAAUAGUGACUGUGUCAGGAUACAGUGCUAUUCACCCUAUUCUGUCAGCAACAAUAGGAAUUUUAGCAAUAAAAGCAAGUACUGUAAGGUUUUGUCACAUAGUCACUUUUUUUUUCAUGUUUGGCUAUUUAGUCUUCUUUCGAUUGGCUGAUAAAUUUGGUUUCUCACUGUCAUCUGGUCAAACUAAUUUAAUAGAAAUGAUAAUAGUAUUGAGAGUUGUGGGAGUAGCAUUUGAAAUUAAUGGUUCCUGGCUUGCGAUGAAGAAUAAAAAAGAAGAAAGUAUCAAAAAUGAGAAAGAGAAAGAUGAUGAUUUUGUGGAAAUUAUAAAUCCAGAUCUUUCGGACUUGUUUCAUUAUUCAUUUAAUUAUAUUGGUCUCUUGACAGGACCAUAUUACAGAUACAGGACAUUUGAUGACUAUUUCUAUUUGCCAUUCAGUAAGAAUGCUGAUUGUUUUGGUGCAACAAUCAACACUUUGAAAGCUGUUCCGUUAUACAUUUCACUGUAUUUGGCAUUUUCGAAUAUAUGGCCUUUAGAGUAUGUCUUAACCGAAGAACAUAAUAGCAGACAUAUCAUAUACAGAAUGCUAUAUCCGUGGGCUCUGUUCGCUGCAUUCCGCCAACGUAUAUACGCAGGUAUGACUUUAGCUGAAAGUGUCUGCAAUUCAGCUGGGCUGGGUGCAUAUCCUGUACAAGGUCGAAAUAGGACUGGUCAUGGACCAACUGUGGGAUACAUGAAAUUAAAGCAGAUGUCCGAAGAAGAAGCCAAGAAUUCAUUGUACGAUUUUAAUACAGUUGAGUCUAUGGACGUAUGGGGUUGUGAGUCAGUCGUAACUUUGCGUGAUUCUAUGAAAGUUUGGAACAAAGCAGUGCAGUAUUGGGUAGCAAUGUUUGUAUACAAGAGAUUCCCGAUAAAACCUUUGAAAAUCCACGCGGCAUUAUUUAUAUCUGUGAUAUGGCAUGGUUUCCAUGCUGGAUACUUUUUCUGUAUAUACUUCUGUCCGUUCUACUUGAUGGCCGAAGAUAUCUAUUACAAACUGUACUACAAGAAUGCUACAGGAAUGAAAAGGAACGUGAUCGGUUUCGUAAUGUGGUUUCUACGUUCGCAUUCGGAGUCUUACCAGGCGGCCGCGUUCCUGCUCUUGACUUUUGAUCGUAUAUGGAUAUACUAUUCAUCCGUUUAUCAUUAUUGGUACGGCGUUUGGCUGGUCUUUUUAUUAAUAGGAAUUGCGUUGAAUCAGUUUCAUAAAACAAAUAGACCGAAAAACUCUAAUGAAAAAAAAGUAGAUCAAAUAAAAACGGAAUAGUUUAAUUUAGUCAAGACUAUAAUGUGCAAGGUAAAUAAUUAAUGUUGCUCAAUUGAUGUGUCUUCGAACCAUGAAUUUAUUUGGGAAUCAAUACCUCUUUCAAGAUAUUGUUUAAAAUUUCAUAUACAUUACCAUUCAGUACAGAGACCUGAACUUGUAUUUAUAUUAUAUAGUAGCGAUCCGCCAUCGCUUCGCUUCGGAAACAUUAAAUUUUAUCAUUAAUGAUAGCUGAGUAUCGCGGGGCGAAGCUAGUAUAAAUAAGUCUAAGUUACUCCUUAUAUCACCAGCUACCUAUCAGUGAAAGUACCUUUAAAAUCGGUCUAGCCGUUCCAGAGAUUAUCCGGAACAAACAGACAAACAAACAAAAAUUGUAAAAAAUGUUAUUUGGUGUAUGUACCGUAUAUAUAUUCAUAUGCAUGUACCUAGUAAGAAGCAGUUAUUUCAAUAUUACAAACAGACACUCCAAUUUUAUUUAUAUGUAUAGAUAAAGAUAGAUAGAGAUAAUUAUACGGAGAUGUUAAAAUAGUUUCAUUGGUUUAUAAUAUUGAAAUUAUACUUUUUUUCUAUUGUAUUUGUGAAUAUAAUUUUAAUGAUAACAGUCGCACUUUAUUGGAGUCAUAAAUAUUCGACAAUGUUAUGAACCAAACACAAAUUUAGUUUCCUGCUGUGGCCGGUGAAGUAGUAGUCCAAAAUUGAGUUGAAAUUGUGAUCGGACAGAGAUCUGGAGUUUAUUUUUUAUGCGGGAAAAGGUUCUUAGUUUCAGGUCAUGGACUUCGUGGUCUACUCUCAUCUGAAUAUAUUACUGAAGUAGCAAACUGUUGAGUAUAAUGGCUAAAUAAAGAUCUAGAUAGAUUAUUGUCAAUUCUGAGAUUUGUGUGAUAUGAAUAAGUUUUUAUUAUUAUUUUGUAUUGGGUUCUAGUCUUAUGUAAGUGGACUAAAAUAAAUUAGGUACAUAACUGAAAUUAA